This is a messenger RNA of Cynoglossus semilaevis (tongue sole), 1562 nucleotides long. RefSeq names its product cilia- and flagella-associated protein 20-like. The record is from RefSeq and is a predicted model, not a curated record. The coding region runs from base 584 to 1243 and encodes 219 amino acids. NCBI's taxonomy places the organism in Eukaryota, Metazoa, Chordata, Actinopteri, Pleuronectiformes, Cynoglossidae. The transcript has a single exon.
AACAGAGCGAGGCUACGUGCAGUCAGUGAUUGUGAAAAUCCUUGUCUGUCGGUAAGAUGCAUAACAUUAACUGUUGCGAAACCAUUUAUCUGUACCAUGAAAAUAAAAUCCCAACCAAUCAUGGUUCAACAAAGAUUCUAAACAACACUGUCCUGUCACUCAGCUAAGAAAUCACUGACCUCUAGUGGACUAAUGUGCAACUGUCCAGGGACAGAGUUGGCCCUGGUCAGGCUCCAGACAGACAGACAGAUAAAUGCAAGUUCCCUUUGGGAAAUUAAGGAUGAUUAAUUAUUAAUAUCAUACACCUUGGAUCAGUAAUCACAGCAGGUGGUGUUCAGGUUCUUAGCUAUCAUUCUGCUAUCUGGUUUGGACAAAGAAAAAAGACAAAUCCAAACACAGAUGACGCAUCACUUCCCAACAUGAAAGGAACAUACUUUUAUCUGUGUCAUCACAGUCCAGGUUGCAUCAGGCUAAAUCCAGGGGGAAAAGUGCACUAGACUAAAAAGAGUGUGAGGGCCAAGAACAUUUAGAGGAAUGUCCUUUUUUACCCCCGUACGAAAAAAACCUUCUAAUUAACUGAACAAUGUUCAAGGAAACCAUCCAGACUGGACUUAUGUCCAUCUUUAACAACAUGGGCAGCGAACCACUUGAACUUUGGGACACACAGGUAAAAAAUGGUCACAUUACGAGAGUCACAGACGACGACCUUCACUCAUCUGUGCUGGAGGUCACGGGGGUCAACAUCAACACCACCUACAUCACGUGUCCUGCGAGUCCUGACAAAACGCUUUCCAUUAAACUUCCACACAUGGUGAUGAUCAUUAAAAAUCUGGAAAGACAUUUCUCCUUCGAGGUCCAGUUCCUGGACGACGCAAACAUCUGCAGACAUUUUCGGGCGAGCAGUUACGUAAGCACAACGAGGGUGAACCCCUUCAACUGCACCAUGCCUCUGAUGCUGGCCGAUGGCUGGAACUCCAUUACAUUUAACCUGUCGGACUUCACCACGCAGGUGUACGGUACGCAGUACGUAGAAACUCAGCGAGUGCAGAUUAACGCCAACUGUCGAAUAAGACAGGUUUAUUUUUCUGAUCGAGUCUACUCUGAGGAAGAACUUCCAGAAGAGUUCCAAAGCCAUCUCCCAGUUCAGGCCCAGCAGUCGUCCCCACCACUGCCCUACGAGGAAAACGGAGAGGGGGAAGCAGCGACGGCGCAAUCUGAGGUAGAACAGGAAAGUAAAGGCUAGCAUUGAAACAGGUCGCCUGCCUUCUGCUGUUUAACACCAUCAACUUUGUAUAUGUAAUAUAAAUGUACACUAAUUGUAAUGUUAUUGUAAUGCAAUGUUAGGUUUUCUGUGUAGAUUGUCAACAUCCGGUGAAAUGAAGACUUUGGGUUCAGUUUGUGCUACAGUACCAUCUGUCAAUCAGACCUUAGUAGAUUUAAUGUGGGAUUAUCACCACAGGAAAUGCUAUUGUUCUUUUGAAAGAUUAAAGUGCAUAGUUAUAGGUCAUGUUUAAAAGAUGUAAAUAUGUAAUAAUAUACUGUGUAUAUAUAUAUAUAUAAUA